AUGGCACGCUUUUGUAUGGCUCGGAGAGGUCUCUUUGUGCUUCUGCAGAGGUGGGCUUCGCCCAGAUGCCAGCGACCGGGAGUUCGGCGAGAAGGCAGCGUUGUCUUCGGCCGCUGGGUGUCGGGUGCCGUGUUGUGGAAGGUGUCCCGCAUCCUUCACGCGAUCGAGUGGCCGAGCGAGGAGGAGCUGGAGUGCCUGGCAGAGAGCCUCAUAUCCUUGCAAGGGGAGGCCGACGACGGCGUUCUGCAGCAGCUCCUUUGGAGCCUUGGCGAUAGCGAACCGGUUGAGUGCAUGGGUGGCAUGGAGCUUACCUGCCGCCGAGGAGGUGCUUCCUUCACCUCUGUUGCCCUGCUCUGGCAGAGCUGGAUCGCGGAGAAAAGGCCUGCAGCCCGCGCCCUUCCGGCAGCACCGCCACCCAAAGAAGUUGGUGGGGACACAUGCAUUGUGGUCAGUGGCUGUAGUCAUGCAGUUGUCGGCAACAUCGUGAACGGCAGCUACGUUCGAACCGCUGAGAAUCAUGGCAAGCCCGUUUACAAAAAGACGGAGCAGACCAAAGACGGAGUGGAUGUGCACAUCUACUUCUGGGACGACAAGCAGAACCCGACCUUCUGCGGCUGGUGGUUCGGCCCUCGCGUGGGUGCCGAGGAGGUCUGGGCUUACAAUCCAGGCCGAAUGCUGGGUACAGCGCCGCUCGGGGGGUGGAAAGUCCCCUACGACGGCCCGGUCGACACCAACUUCACGAUCAGUGUGGACAGGAAAGCCUCCGAUGAGGAUCGCCGUCUAAAGAAGGAGGCCGCGGCAAAGAUCCAGGCAGAGGUCACCAGAGCGGCCAAGCAAAUCCGCCUCGUCGCGCAGAAGCUGGCGACAGUAAAGAUCGAGACCUUGGAGUCCCUGGAGGAAGAACUGACAGCUGUGCUGGACAAGGAGCUGGAGGCCUGCGGUGACGAGAAAGCUAAGGUGAAAGAGGAGUGUGACAGGGCGCUGGAGCAGGCGGCUGCAAGCAAGAUGCAAUCAGAAUCGCGCGAUGCGACGAUGCAUCUUGUGCUGAAGUCCUAA
Molecule: messenger RNA, 1056 nt
Organism: Symbiodinium sp. CCMP2592
Lineage: Eukaryota; Dinophyceae; Suessiales; Symbiodiniaceae
Source: the annotation of a GenBank genome assembly